UCCCCCCACGCUGCAGGGAGCGGCUGUUCCCUCGGGGGGCGCCCCUCCCCACGGGGGCUGUUCCCUCGGGGACUUCCUCCCCCCCGCUGGUCCCUGCAGCUGGCACGGGGGUGCCACCACGUGGCGGGGCCGGGGCGGGUGCACGUGGCACACGCGUGGGCACACGAGGCCCUGCCACGUGGAGACCCUGGGAAGGGAGGGUGUCACCCCAGGGGUCGGGGAUGGGACCCCAAACCCAUGGGUCGCUCUUGCUCCCUGCCCUGUCUGGCCGAGCAGGACUGGGACCCCGUAGCGGGGCGACUGCGUUCGCCCCCAAAGAUCCCGCGGCGCGGGUGGCGUGUGCCCGGGCUAUCCCAAGCGCCAGGUCACGGCCCUGUCGAGGCACCAUGCAGCCUGCACGCUUGCACGCCGGCCCGUGGAGGUGUGCACGUGUGUGUGCGACCCCAUCGCUCUGCACGUGUGUGUGUGUAUGUGAGAAAGACCCUCAUAGCUCUAGGGGCGUGUGUGAGCCCACAGCUCUGUGUGUGCGUGUGCGUGUGUAAGAGACCCCCCCCAGCUCUGUGCGUGUGUAUACGUGUGACCCCUAGCCCUGCAUGCACACAUGACCCCAGAGCUGCGUGCAGGGCGAGGGGUGCCACCUCUGCCCUUGUGCCCGCGCUAUACUCGACUGCAUCCCUGCGUGCACACGGGCGUGAGCUCACGCCGGCCGCGCCUGCAGGGCUCCGUGGGCCCCCAUUUGCCCGCGCGGGGGGUGCAAGCACAGAGCAGCUGAGAAACCCCCAUCUCAGCCGCAAGGCGAGAUAGAGGGGGCUGCUCUGCCAGCUCCCUCGGCGCCCCCCACACCACGGGCAGGCUGGCGUUGGGGGGAUGCAGGUGUGGGGGCCUCCCUGCUGCCCAGGAGAGGUGGCAGAGGUGCCCCCUGCGUCCCGCUGGGCACGGAGCAUCCCUGGUGCCCAGGCAAGCCCCCACCCCAGGCUGGAGGCAGGCUGGCAGGGAGGGGGCUGGAUCCACCCCCGGCCUGGCCCUGCCUGGUUCAGCUCCUCCCCGGCAGCAGGACCAGCCUCCAUCUCCUCCUCCUGCGUUGCUCCGCAGCUCCCGGCUGCAGCCGCUGCCAGCCGGGCAGGGACCGCCAUCAGCAUCCCCGAGCCCCCGAGCCGCAGCUGGCUGGAGCUGGGGGGGGCGGCCGGCCGUGCCCAGCCGUGCCACCCGGCUCCAGCAUCACCCCGGCGCAGCUGGGGAGGAAGAGCCGGAGCCGCCGGGGAAGGGCAAGGAGGGCAGCCCAGCCCCUGUCCCCCAAGAUGCCCAGGUGAGAGCCCCCCGGGCACGGCCAUGCCUGCCUCGCCCCCGUGACCCCGAGCCGGCGGCCCCCCUGCGCCCCCCAGCAUGGGCACGGUUCUGUCGCUGUCGCCCGGCUCCCGCCAAGCUGGCCUGUACGACGACGGCGCCGCCGGCUCCCUCGCCCACUACCCCAGCGCCAAGGGCGGCGGGUCCAAGGCGGACCGCAGCCUCAAGCGCCCCUCCAUGCUGCUGCCGGCCUUGACCUGGAAGCGUCUGGUGGCCUCCACCAAGAAGAGGAGCGGGCGAGGCAAGACCCACGACCCCCGUGGCGCCCAGGACGUGGCCCAGCUCAACCACCACAACGCCCAGAAGUCGCUGUCCUGCGCCAACCUCGCCGUCUCCGCCGGGGACGAGCAAUCCCCGGCGCCCCUCAGCGCGCAGCGUGUGCCCGCCGUCUCCAUCUCUGGGGUGGCCCCGGGCUCGUCACCGCGGCGCGUGGUGGUGCAAGCGUCCACCAGCGAGCUGCUCAAGUGCCUGGGAGCCUUCCUGUGCCGGCGCUGCUACCGCCUCAAGCACCUGUCGGCGGCGGAGCCGGGGCUGUGGCUGCGCAGCGUGGACCGGGCGCUGCUGCUGCAGGGCUGGCAGGACCAGGCCUUCGUGACGCCAGCCAACGUGGUGUUCGUGUACCUUUUGUGCCGCGAGGCCAUCGACGGCGACGCCGUGGCCAGCGAGCGUGACCUGCAGGCCGCCCUGCUCACCUGCCUCUACCUGGCUUACUCCUACAUGGGCCACGAGAUCUCCUACCCGCUCAAGCCCUUCCUGGUGGAGGCGGGCAAGGACGCCUUCUGGGACCGCUGCCUGCGCAUCAUCCACGCCACCAGCGCCCGCAUGCUGCGCAUCAACGCCGACCCUCGCUACUUCACCCAGGUCUUCGCCGACCUCAAGAGUGAGGGCACCGCCCGCCACGACCUGGCCCCAAUCCUUGACAGGUGACUGGUGCCUCUGCCCCGACCCGUGUUCCAGGCAUGGCGCCGGUGCUGAGCCUGGCCCCGUGCCCUGGGCUGGUGCCGGGGGGCUGCGGGGGAGGCGGCCCGUGGGUGCGGCAGCUGCAGGGCAGCCCCGGGCGUCCUGGUGCGCGGGCGUUUCGGUGCGUACGGCAGCUGCCCCCUCUCCUGCAGCGCUCUCCUCGGCACGUCCCCUUGGGGGGUGAGUCCUGGGGAGGGUGGUGUGUGUGCACACAUAUGUACACGCACAUGCACAAACCCCUCACACGCACCCACGCGCAUCCCCCUCCACACACACCCCCACACACCCUUGUCUGCACAUGCACGCAUACUCAAACACGCACCCCUUCCGUGAAAUCACACAUGCACCCCCCUCCACACACAUGCAUGCACACACAGAUCCCCACGUGCACACGCCCACACCCCUGUGCACACAUGCACUCCAUGAGCACACAAGUGAACCCCCUCCGUACUCUUUUACACACAUGCAUGCACACACACAUGCCCUUGCACGCACGCACACGCAUCCCCUCCACACACACAACCCUGCAUGCAGGCACACAGACCCUUGCGUGCACACGCCCACACCCUCCCUUCCAUGCACACACCCAUGCAGCUCCACACACAUGCACACACACACAAAUACCCCCCUCCACACACAUGCACACACACACAUGCACCCCCUCUGUGCACACUGCUGCCCCAGUGCCAGCCCCAGCCUCUCUCCAACCCCCGUACUGGCCUGUCACCAGCCUAGGUGCACUGGCUGUGCGGGGAUGAGCUCCGGAGCUGACCCUGGAGCCAGGCUGCACAUGGUGGACAGGUUUGGGAGCAGGGCUGGGGUCUUGGGCCCCUGCAGGUGCUCAUCCUGGAGUGGACAUGGGGGUUAUUUGGGCGCUACCUGGCUCUUAUCCCUGGGAGGGGGCUACGGACACCCUGGAGGGCAGUGGGGGAAGAGUCUUGCCUGCUGGGAGACCCCGCUCUAUGCUGGGAGCAGCCCCCAGACUCCAGAGCAAGAGAUACCCCCUGACAGCCUUGUUGAGCUCCGCUGCUCCCGCACCAUCCCAGCAGGCACCGAACCUUGCUCUGGGCAGACCCCCAAGCUGAAGAUGCCCAGCAAAGAGGAGGAAUGGGGCCCCCCUCUUCAUGCAACCCCCAUCCUGGUGCUCUGCUGUGGGGGCAGCUCCCUGCAGGCAGGGACGAGUUGCAACCACCCUGUCCUACAAGAGCAGACACUGAUGGUCCCGGGUACCGGGGGCCAAGCCGGGCCAGCACCGAGGGGUCCUGGUGAAGACAGAGCCCCCCUCCUGGCCUGUGUCCCCAACUCUGCAGGCUCUGCCUCUGUCAGGACACAGCUGGACAAAUCCCCUGCUGCUAUUUAGAGGGGAGGCCGGUGGUCCUCCUCGCCAGGCCCAGCAAAACCCAGGAGCUGCAUGGGCCUGGCCUGCUCUGCAAGGUGGCGACAGGGGAGUUGAGCUGCCUUCGCUCCCCCAUGCUGGGCUCCACGUACCUCCAGCCACCCUCGGACACCGGGGGAGAGGCUUUCUCUGGCAACAAGCUGCCAGUGCACGAGGCAAAGCCUUGCACAGAGGCAUCGCUGGAGCUGGGCCCUCCCAAGCAAGCCGGGGGGCCUGAGCAUGGUUUACGGCUAGCAAGUCUGGCAUAUAGAUCUCUGAAUGUAGCACGUCAGGAGGCGGCAGGGCUUGCGGCAACCCCUUUCAUGGGUAGCGGUGCUUGACACGCGUGUCGGCUCCACUGGUGUGUGACACAAGGGCCAGAAAAGGGCCGAGCCCAGCAGGAAAGGGCCCGGGGGUCCGAUCGAGCGGGUGCUUCCUGGCACUGGCCACGUACAUGGAGAACCACGAGUUGCGCCCGGGCUGGAGCGGCAGGGUGAUACCGGGCAGCCCAUGUCGUCAUCACGGCAUGGCGGGCGGUGCUCCUGCCUUUCCACUGCCCUCCUUGCCCAGAAUCGGGACCGUGGGCGGCAAUCUUUCCAGCCACAGCCAGCUCAGCUGCCGCCCCCACUGCCGCGUGAAGAGCCGUGUGCUCUGCCAACACGGAGACACGGACUCCCCCAUGUCUCCCUCCGGUUGCGUGUCUCCUCCUCCGCUGCCCCGGGAGGGACAGCCUCAGGCCCGCCUGGACGCUGCGUUGGCCGAACUGGACUCUGGCUGGGUUUUAAUUUCCUUCUGCGGGGCCAGCAGUCCCUGCUUCUGCCCAUCCCCGGAAAGGGGGGAUUCAGGACCGCUGUUAGCCCCCCAGGAGCCGGGCCAAGCCCCCACUGCCCGUGACUGCUGCUGUGACUCAGGCCAGAGCCCCGUGGGAGCAGGUGAGGGGUGCUCCGGCUGUGUUGCGGGGCCAGAAGGAAGGACACAGCAGGUGCUGGAAAGCCCCUUGCUGCCCGGUGUCUGGGCAAAACUGCCUUCCCUUCCUAGCUGUGCCGUGCCGGGGCCAGGAGGGUCCACACCGCGCGGCGGGCAGAGUCAUUUCCUGCUGAUGACUGUGGCACUUUAUGCAAAAUAAAACGGGAAAACUCCC
Alligator mississippiensis (American alligator) is the source of this 4820-nucleotide messenger RNA. Its product is annotated as cyclin-dependent kinase 5 activator 1. The transcript has a single exon. The coding region runs from base 1384 to 2271 and encodes 295 amino acids. The record is from RefSeq and is a predicted model, not a curated record. Gene Ontology annotation, biological process: brain development; positive regulation of cyclin-dependent protein serine/threonine kinase activity; activation of protein kinase activity. Gene Ontology annotation, cellular component: protein kinase 5 complex; cytoplasm. Lineage: Eukaryota; Metazoa; Chordata; Crocodylia; Alligatoridae. Gene Ontology annotation, molecular function: cyclin-dependent protein serine/threonine kinase activator activity; protein kinase binding.